GGAUGACCGCCAGGAGUCGCUGUUUUUAGUUUACGUACACGCCGAGGAUUUGAACUCCGCAGCACAAGAGAGCGCUUGAUUGUUGUGCGAGUAAAUGGCGGACGGAGCGGGGUUGUUAGAUUGUGAACAAUAACACGGCAAAGCUGCGAUUUUUGUGAGGUGAUCGGGCUAAGUGUCCCCACGGCACCUCGCACAGGGGGGACUCCGCUACACGCACGGCACAGUAGGUCUCGCGGAGGCUUGUUUUGUUAGUAGCUACGGCCCUUGUAAGUGCAUUGGAGUUCCCAGUCAGGAAGUUGGUCUUCGGGGUGGGUAAUUAUGGGAGACUCUCUGGGUCUGGUUGGAAAGAGGUUGCUGCUUCUCUUUCGCGACGGGGGCUCCUCUGCAGGACCCGAACAGGAGCAGGCCGUCUGGACGCGCAGCUGGGUCCGAGGGACAGUCCGGGCGGUCAGCGUGAUUGGUUUGGCCAGUCCCGGGGUAGAGGUGAGCGGCGAAGAGGGAACAACAACAGCAACAGCAGCAGCGGGGCUGACGGUGUUUGUGGAAUUUGAGGACUGUCCCUGGCGCGCCCGUUCCUGGGUGCAGGUUUACGGGGAUGAGGUCCUGGCAGUGCUGGUGGAGAGCUCCAUCGUCUGGGCGACACGCAGCGACCCAAACCUGCCUGGACCCGGAGUCACGCCCGUCUCAGUCUGCCCCGCGCUGGCCUUUCGACCCCUAGUGGACCGCCUGGGUUUGGGGUCCCUGGUUCCUGUGGAGUUUUUUGGGAGCAGAAUCCUGAACUUCGUCCCCGAUGGAAACUCUCUGCAGCCGUUUGAGGUGGAGCAGGACCUGAGACACGCCCUCCUGCAGGAGCAGCCGUCCCUGCAGACGGAGGUGGGGCUGUGGAGCAGCGACUUUGAGCUGCAGGAGAUCCUGAGGAAGGGGUCGUUCACCCUCCAGGGGCGACGGGUUCGAGUCUACCAGCCGGAGUACGAGGAGCCCUGGGCACUGGGCCUGGUCGCCCAGCACAGCCUGGGCACCCACAUCAUGGAGGUCACCUUGGACCAGGGCAAGGCGAUGCAGGUGGUGGACCCCCGGGUGAUUCACGUGAUGCUGGCCGAGGGCGUCUCUGAUGAGACCCUAUCGGGCGUUGUGGGCCGGCGCAGGAUGGAGAGCGAUGGCGGAAAGGGGGACGGCGGGCGUCGCCGUAGGAACGCCUCGGAGAGCGAGGGGGACGCGGUGCUCAAGCGCUUCAAGGGCGCGGGGGAGGGCGACGCCCAGGGACAGAACGGGGGCGGGGCCAGCGAGGCCAUGGAGGAGGGCCUGGUGGCCUGGGGGGGCGGGGCCAGACUGGGGAACAGUAACAACAGCAGCCCCGCCCCGGAGGUGGGCCAGCCCCAGGGCCAGGGCUCCCCGAAUCCCAGCGUCCCGCAGGGGCAGUCCAGCCUGCGCUUCGUCUCCUACGCCAAGGAGAACGAGCGGGCGCUGGGGGGGCAGGACAGACCGGCCCCCGGGGACCCCCCGGCCCCUCCCACCCCCACGCUGCCCCCCCUCAAACCCGCACCCUCUCCCUUCUCCAACACCUCCUUCCCCUCCCUGGGGCAGAUGCCCAGCCUGGUCCCGGGGGGGUCCCCCAAACCCGCCGCCGCCUCCGCGCCCGAGAAGGAGGGGCGCCUGGCGUUCCCCUCGGCCCCCACCCCCCUGGUCUCCCCCGGCCCCGCCUCCUCGCACCUCUCUGAGGCGGGGCCCCCCGCUGCCCCGCUCGGCUUCAGCCAGACGCCCCCCAGCUGGGGAGGGGCCCCGACCGAGAGCUCCAAGGCGGCGGCGGGGUUCCGGAUGUCCCAGCCGCUCUUUGGCGAGGCGCGGGUCGCGACCCCCGCGCAGACCAACGGCACGGCGGGCCCGGACGCCCGGCCUUUCGGGUUCCUGUUCGGGGCCAAAGAGGAGCCGGCGCGGGACGCGGAGUCCUCGCCGAACCUGUUCUUCCAGUGCAUGGGCCAGACGGCCGGGGCCGGCCCGGCCGCAGCCGCCACCGGCGCCGCCGCCGCCGUCGCCAAGGGCACCAACUACUUCACCGUGGUGUCGGAGAGCCUGGGCAAGGAGCCGCCCAGCCUGUUCAAACCCGCCCCCCCCGCCGAGAGCCUCAAAAAGGCCGCCCUCGCACCCGCGCCCCCGCCGCUCUUCGGCCCCGCCCACGGCCUGCUGAAGGACCCCAGCAAGGCGCCCGAGGCCCCGCUGUCCGGGAACGGGGCCGUGCUCAACAAACCCUUCGGGGUGGACGCCAUGCCCAAACUCUCGACGGGCUUCCCCGGGGGCGUGGGCUCUGGGGGUCUGAGGGGGUCCGGCCUGGGAAUGGGGGGGCUGGGGACCGGCGGUAUGGGGGGCGGGUUGGGCCUGCUGGCCAAAGCCAAGGGCUCGGAGGCGCACGAGAACCUUUUCCUGCAGACUCCGAAACGCGAGGAGCCCUCCAACCCCUUCCUGGCCUUCACCGAAAAGCUGUCCCACAGCCCCUUCAGCGGGCUGCCGUCCCCCCAGACCGCCGCCUCUGCCUCCGCCGCCCCGUCCGCCGCCGGAGCCAGCGUUUCGGGUCCCGCGGAGGCGGACGGCCUGGGCGUCCCGGCGGAGAGCAAGCCCAACCUGUUCACCAUGUCGGAGCAGCCGAGGGGCCUCCUGUCUUCCUCCUUUACCGCCGUCUCCUCUUCCUCCUCGCCCGUUUCCACGCUCGCCCCGAAACCCUCUGCGGGCCUGCCGGACGCCCCGCAGGCCCCCCCACAGAGCGGGGAGGGGCCGGGCGGGGGCCCCGCGGACGGGGGCGCCAUCGAGCAGACCGGCUUCUCGGUCUUCGGUGGCGGGAACGGCGACGCCCCUCAGAAGUUCGCGCUGGAGGACCGGGGCGCCUCGUCGAAGCGGGACUCGGACUCCAGCUCCAACAGCGACCUGUCGGACCUGAGCGAGGCCGAGGAGCCGCUGGACGGCGAGCCGGACCCCCUGCCGCUGCGCUCCGCCGCCGACGACAAGGGCAAAGGCAAGGGCGUGGGGAAGAGCCGCCCCCGCAGCAAGCCUUUCAAAGUUGGGCAGUCGGUGCUGAAGGACCAGACGAAGGUGCGGCGGCUGAAGCAGUCGGGGGAGUCCUUCCUGCAGGACGGCUCCUGCAUCAACGUGGCGCCCCACCUGCACAAGUGCCGCGAGUGCCGCCUGGAGCGCUACCGCAAGUUCCGCGAGCAGGAGUCCGACGACGACGACCCCAACGUGGCCUGCCGCUUCUUCCACUUCCGCAGGCUGGCGUUCACGCGGAAGGGCGUCCUGCGGGUGGAGGGCUUCCUGAGCCCCCAGCAGAGCGACCCGCUGGCCAUGGGGCUCUGGCUCCCCUCCCCAAACGCGCAGGAGGGCCUGGACCUCGACACCUCCAAGUACAUCCUGGCCAACGUGGGCGACCAGUUCUGCCAGCUCGUCAUGUCCGAGAAGGAGGCCAUGAUGAUGGUGGAGCCGCACCAGAAGGUGGCGUGGAAGCGGGCGGUGCGCGGCGUCAGGGAGAUGUGUGACGUGUGCGAGACGACGCUCUUCAACAUCCACUGGGUGUGCCGCAAGUGCGGCUUCGGCGUCUGCCUGGACUGCUACAGACUGCGCAAGAGCCGACCGCAGGAGGAGCCGGAUGAAGCUCUGGAUGACGAGGUGUUCUCCUGGCUCAAGUGUGCGAAGGGGCAACCGCACGAGCCCCAGAACCUCAUGCCCACUCAGAUCAUCCCUGGGACAGCUCUCUACAACAUCGGGGACAUGGUGCACGCUGCACGGGGCAAGUGGGGCAUUAAAGCCAACUGCCCCUGCACCAGCCGACACACCAAGCCCCUGGUGCGGCCCAGCGCCCCAAACGGCCUCUCACAGUCUGGCGUUAACUCCAGCGGGGGUGCUACUGGUGCGGCGACGCCCAGAGCGGACGGCGAAAUGGCGACCACGCCCUCGCCAUCGAUGGUCAAGACAGAGCCGGUGGCAGAAGGCGGGAUCGAGCCCACCGGCGACAUAACCGGCGGUAACACUGCCCCGCCUCCUCCUAAAGAGUCCCGCCCCCCCGGAACAGACUCCGCCUCCUCCUCCGCCCUUCAUUGGCUGGCAGACCUGGCGACCCAGAAGGCCAAAGAGGAGACUAAAGGUGAGAAAGACCCCGGCUCUCUGCGGUCGGUGAUGUCCCGGGACGGUCGCUCACCCUUUGGGCUGGACUCCCUGGGCACCCUGUCCAAGCCCUCGUCCUCCCUGUCCAGCCCCAAGCUCUUCAACAGCCUGCUGCUGGGGUCCGGGGGGGCCCAGCCCAAAGCGGAGGGGUCCAGCCUGCGGGACCUGCUCAACUCUGGGCCCGGGAAGCUGCCCCAGGGCCCCUCCGACCCCGGCGUGCCCUUCCCCUCCGUCUUCUCCACGUCCUCAGGGGGUGAUAAGUCCAAGGGCAGCCUGCCUAACUUCCUGGAUCACAUCAUCGCGUCGGUGGUGGAGACGAAGAAGGCGGAGUUUCGGCGGGGCGGGGCCGAUGGGGCGGAGGCGGGGUCAGUGGGGCGGCGGGACGGCGUUAUGGGCCUGAGCGUGCUGGACCCCCACACCUCCCACUCCUGGCUGUGUGACGGGCGGCUGCUCUGCCUGCAGGACCCCAGCAACGGCAACAACUGGAAGAUCUUCCGCGAGUGCUGGAAGCAGGGCCAGCCUGUGCUGGUGUCAGGGAUUCAUAAGAAACUGAACGGUGGCCUGUGGAGACCGGAGGCCUUCAGCAGGGAGUUUGGCGACCAGGACGUGGACCUGGUCAACUGCCGGAACUGCGCCAUCAUCUCCGACGUCAAAGUGCGGGAAUUCUGGGACGGCUUCCAGGUCAUCUCCAAGCGGCUGCAGGGGAGUGACGGGCAGCCUAUGGUGCUGAAACUGAAGGACUGGCCUCCUGGAGAGGACUUUAGAGACAUGAUGCCAACACGUUUUGAUGAUCUGAUGGAAAACCUGCCCCUCCCAGAAUACACCAAGCGGGACGGGCGGCUCAACCUGGCCGCUCGCUUACCCGACUUCUUCGUGCGGCCCGACCUGGGACCCAAGAUGUACAACGCAUACGGCUUGACCUCCUCGGAGGACAGGAAGGUGGGCACGACCAACCUGCACCUGGACGUGUCGGACGCCGUCAACGUCAUGGUGUACGUGGGCAUCCCCGAGGGAGAGGGAGACUUCCAGCAGGACGCAGUCCCCAAUGGAUUUGCAGAGGUCAUGACGACGAUAGCGGAGGGGGACGUGGACGAGGUGACGAUGCGGCGGAUCUACGAGGGGAAGGAGAAGCCCGGCGCCCUCUGGCACAUCUACGCCGCCAAGGACGCGGAGAAGAUCCGCGAGCUGCUUCGCAAGGUGGGAGAGGAGCAGGGGCAGGAGAACCCGCCGGACCACGACCCGAUCCACGACCAGAGCUGGUACCUGGACCAGGUGCUGCGGCGGCGGCUGCUGGAGGAGUACGGCGUGCAGGGCUGGGCCAUCGUGCAGUUCCUGGGGGACGCCGUCUUCAUCCCCGCGGGGGCCCCGCACCAGGUUCAUAACCUGUACAGCUGCAUCAAAGCGGCCGAAGACUUUGUCUCCCCGGAGCACGUGAAGCACUGUUUCAGACUGACACAGGAGUUCAGACACCUGUCCAACACACACUCCAACCACGAGGACAAGCUCCAGGUGAAGAACAUCAUCUACCACGCCGUGAAGGACGCGGUCGGGACGCUGAGGGCCCACGAACCGAAGCUGGGGCGCUCUUAGUUCCUGCUCGCCCCCUGCUGCUUCCAGACGGGGAGACGCGUCAAACCUCACAGGAAGUGGCGGGGAGGGAACGGCCUUUCGUUUCCUGUUCAGAAAGAUGGCGGACGAGCUCAGCGAUUCCCUGCUCAACUCCUGGUCAGGAUGAAGGAAGCGCUUCACGAGUGUUACAAAAAGACUUUUUCCCCCCCCAGUGUCUUUAGAUUAUUAUUUUUUUGGGCUUCAUAUUUAAAGACAAAAUGUAUUUUCUUUUCCAAAUACACCUCCCCCCCCUCCCCCCCCCCCCGUGUGAAAGGCAUUAGGUUUGAGAGUAACCUGGUGACGUGCCUUCUGAGCUAGAUAUCGAUUCUGAAAACAUGAGCUCCCGUCCUUUUUAAACUUUUUUUGUCAUCUUAUCGUUUUUAACCCCCCACCCAAUAGAAGAGUGUAGCUCACUUUCGUUUGACUGUUUUUGAGCACCAGAGUUUUAACCUCCCUCACCCCCCGCCCCACCCAAUACCACCACCCCGUCCCACCCAAUGCCACCACCCCGUCUCGGUGGAACAGAACCAGAAGCAGUUAAGGGGUUAAACAGACCAAAGUUCUCUUUUCCGUGGUUUGAUUUUCUUCCAUUGCGGUGACUCCUGCACUUGUUUUUAAACACACAGCGAGGGGAAGGACGACUGAAGCGAAAGAGGCAUCGCUGAUAAACCCGUUUUUCAGUCGUUCUUUUUCUCACCCCCCCCCCCCCCCCCCCCGACAACCCCCCGCGUCCAAGGAUCUCAGCGUCGUACAUUUUACAUUCAAAACUUUAUUCAGUUAGAAACAGAACUCAACAACAACAAACAACAAAAAAACAAACUACUGGUCAUUACUGUAUUGACAUAUAUUGAGCGUAGCAGUCUGUAUGAUUUUUUUUUUUUUCUCCUCAAAAUAAAUUUUGCAAAUAAAAGAAACUUUGUUCUAGCUUAAAA
Molecule: messenger RNA, 6686 nt
Organism: Anguilla anguilla (European eel)
Lineage: Eukaryota; Metazoa; Chordata; Actinopteri; Anguilliformes; Anguillidae
Gene: kdm3b
Product: lysine (K)-specific demethylase 3B
Exons: 25
Coding region: 319-5736 (1805 amino acids)
Biological process (GO): regulation of transcription by RNA polymerase II
Cellular component (GO): histone deacetylase complex; chromatin
Molecular function (GO): histone H3K9 demethylase activity; transcription coregulator activity; chromatin DNA binding
Source: RefSeq, a predicted model, not a curated record